CCCCCCAUUACUCUGCAAAUUUAGAUGUAGACAUACAAAAAUGUUCAUAAAAAUUUUAGUAGUAGUAUUUUGAAUUGUUAGUGGACACCAAAAAUUAUUGGACACAAAGUUAAAAAUGCAUGAAAAAAAUAUGAAACCAAUUGAACAUUAACUGUUUGUUUGUCUCUUUCAUUUAUGUUCAGUUGCUGUCUCCUACAGGCCAAUGCAGAAGCUUCAGUCAUCAACUGUAUGUAUAACCUGUCUCGCCGAAUUGCCAUAGCCCUGCAGCAUGAGGAGCGCAGAUGUCAGUACCUCACCAGAGAGGCCAAGCUCAUGCUGGCAGUGCAGGAUGAGGUCACCACCAUGACUGAGACGGAUGGUACCUCACAGUCCCCUUUUCGCAAGAUCCUUCCCAAGUGUAAAUUAGCAAGAGACCUGAAAGAGGCCUAUGACAGGCCGUAUCAUGCACUGCUGCUGCUGGACGAUGAGAAGGUCUUGUUGGCUCAGCUCUCUCUGGACUGCUCUCCUGCUCUAGUGUGUCUCAUCAAAACCUGCUCAGCCGUGAAGAACCUGCAGCAGUUGGCUCAAGACGCUGAACUAGCUCUCCUUCAGGCCCAGCUGAUUCAGAUGGUGGUGUGGAUGCUCCAGCACCGACUUCUAAUUCAACUCCAUACAUACGUUUGUCUGCUUGUCCUGCCUAUUGAGGAAGAGCCACCCAUAGUCACACGAGUCACAGGCCGAAGUCUGAGCACACCCAGUGCCCUGAGUUUUGGUUCUCUGACAAGCAGCGAUGACAUGACUCUGACGAGUCCCAGUAUGGAUGACUCAAAUGCUGAGCUACAGACCGGAGGAGACUCUCCUCUCAACAAGAGGAAGACAGAAACUGUGCUGGUCAGCCUGUCUGAACACGAGCGGCAGGCCGUCCUCCGUGUCCCAGCUGCACAGAACCCAGAGAACCUGCGCUUGUUUGCCAGGCUGCUGCAUUACUUCAGAGGUCAUCAUCACCUGAAAGAGAUCAUGUACAAUGAGAAUAUGCGUCGAUCCCAGCUAAAGACAUUAUUUGACAAGUUUCGCAGUGUUUUAGUCAUCACCAACCACAAGGAUCCCAUAAUCUCUUUGUUCCAAUCUCCACUAGAGUAAAAGGAUCAUUCGGCUUGCUGUGGGAGUGCUGAACCUAGACCAGACGACUGUGUGAUGUGUUUGCUUAUCUACUGUGGGUUUAUAGCUGAUUUAGGCUUGAAUCAUUUGUUUAACCUACUUCAGUGAAAUGGCUUAGGCUGCAACAAAUGAAUGAUUCAGUUUCAUAAGAUGCUUAUUCAAAAAUCAACGCAUAAUCUAACGUAAUGUAUAUACACCGAUCAGCCACAACAUUAAAACCACCUGCCUAAUAUUGUGUAGGUCCCCCUCAUGCCACCAAAACAGUGCCAACCUGCAUCUCAGAACAGCAUUCUGAUUUGAUCCCAGUGAUGUGGAGCGUGGCAUGAUUGUUGGUGCCAAAUGGGUUGGUUUGAGUAUUUCUGUAACUGCUGAUGUCCUGGGAUUUUCACACACAACAGUCUCUAGAAUUUACUCUGAAUGGUGCCAAAAACUAAAAACAUCCAGUGAGCAGCAGUUCUGUGGACAGAAAUGCCUUGCUGAUGAGAGAGGUCAACAAAGAAUGGCCAGACUGGUUUGAACUGACAAAGUCUACAGUAACUCAGAUAACCGCUCUGUACAAUUGUGGUGAGAAGAAUAUCAUCUCAGAAUUCUAUUCUGAGAUGCGGGUUGGUGCUGUUUUGGCGGCACGGGGGGGACUUACACAAUAUUAGACAGGUGGUUUUAAUGUUGUGGCUGAUCGGUGUAGCUUUGUUGACCAAAGAUUUGCCUAAUGUCACAGAAUGUUGACUUUUACCUCUUGCGUGGUUUAUUUGAAUAAAUGAUUCAAGGGUUGUGCUGUGCGGUUUAUCCUUGGACAACCAUAAAAUGGGUUGUUUAAGUAUUUACCAAAGCGUCUCCUAUUUGGAGGCUUUUCUCUAAAGAGAUAGAUCAUUUCCUCAGACAAACAAGAUUAUGCCGUGAUGAUAACUUCAGACCAAAAGACUGUUUGGCCUGAAGGCUUCAGAGCAGAGAAACAAGGAUAGGGAAGAGAAAGUGAAAGAGAAAUGGAGGGAGGGUGGGUAAGGAUACAAGAUGCCAAAGGCUGGACGGAGGUUGUAAUUGCCUUAAGGUGUUUUCCAAACAUCUGUAAAACCAAUGAGAUCCAGGAAAAACUAUAUGUUGAAGUUUUAAAUUGUUACAAAAACCCACAUGCUCGUUAAACAUGUUAAAGGAAUAGUUCGCCCAAAAUCGAUUAGAUCGCUUCAGAAGACACAGAUUAAAACAAUUAUGGAUUACUUUUA
This is a messenger RNA of Myxocyprinus asiaticus (Chinese sucker), 2357 nucleotides long. RefSeq names its product GATOR complex protein NPRL3-like. The transcript has 6 exons. Lineage: Eukaryota; Metazoa; Chordata; Actinopteri; Cypriniformes; Catostomidae. Bases 175 to 1119 code for a protein of 314 amino acids. The record is from RefSeq and is a predicted model, not a curated record. Gene Ontology annotation, cellular component: GATOR1 complex. Gene Ontology annotation, biological process: positive regulation of autophagy; TORC1 signaling; negative regulation of TORC1 signaling.